Lepisosteus oculatus (spotted gar) is the source of this 1705-nucleotide messenger RNA. RefSeq names its product prostaglandin I2 (prostacyclin) synthase (gene ptgis). Gene Ontology annotation, molecular function: oxidoreductase activity, acting on paired donors, with incorporation or reduction of molecular oxygen; monooxygenase activity; prostaglandin-I synthase activity. Gene Ontology annotation, biological process: prostaglandin biosynthetic process. NCBI's taxonomy places the organism in Eukaryota, Metazoa, Chordata, Actinopteri, Semionotiformes, Lepisosteidae. The record is from RefSeq and is a predicted model, not a curated record.
CAGUACAAAAGGUCCACUUGUUGCUACCUCUCCUCUUGCUAACAGCUCAAUACAAAAUCAGAACCAGCAUCACAUCAGUAGAAGACUAUUGCAAUGAUCUGGACAGCGCUUAUCAUUAUACAAGUUCUCCUCGCUCUCUUCUUAAUUGUUACAAAUCGAUCUAGAUCAAAGGAAGAGCCACCUUUGGAUAAAGGAUUCGUUCCCUGGCUGGGCCAUGCCAUUGACUUUGGAAAAGAUGCCGCCACGUUUUUAACUCGGAUGAAGAGCAAACAUGGGAAAAUCUUCACGGUACGUGUCGCCGGGCUGUAUGUGACGGUCUUGUUGGAUCCAAACUCUUACGAUUCCAUCAUUAAGGAUUCCACUUCCUUCGACUUCACACGUUACGCGCAUGUGCUCAUGAAAAGAAUAUUCAACCUUCAUUUUCCACAGCAUAACCCCGAAACAGAGAAGGCAAUGAUGAGGCAACAUUUCCAGGAUAAAAGCCUCAUCACCCUAAACAGGGUCAUGCAAAAAAACCUUCAGGCUCUGCUGAUGUCAGAGGUUUGUGAAAACAAGAGGAACUGGAAAAAUGACAGUCUCUUUAGCCUGUGCUACAGCCUGCUGUUCAGAGCUGGAUACCUCACAUUAUUUGGAGAUGAGCCAGAAGAAAAUGGCAACAUCAGUAUAUCAAAGGAAAUUUUUCAAGAAUUUAGGAAAUUUGACGCGCUUCUGACAAAAAUGGCCAGAACUACAUUGAAAACAAAUGAGAAGAAAGUAGCCAGCACUGUCAAAGAGCGUCUUUGGGAUCUUCUGUCCCAGAAUAAGUUGAACUCAAAGAUGAACCCAAGCUCCUGGCUGGAAAGCUACAGACGUUACCUAACCGCUCAGGGUGUUGAUCAGAAAAUGCAACAAAGGGCAAUGUUACUGCAGCUUUGGGCCACACAGGGCAAUGUAGGCCCCGCUGCCUUCUGGAUGUUGGCAUUCCUAUUGACAAAUCCAGAAGCUAUGACAGCUGUGAAGAACGAGUUUCACAAAUUAACAGCUGAAGUCAACAGGACAUGCAAAGUACAGACUGUCAGGCCAGAAAUGCUUGAGAAGACACCAGUGUUUGACAGUGCUCUGAAUGAAACCCUCCGACUGACAGCAGCCCCUUUCAUCACCAGGGAAGUCCUUCAGACUAAGACCAUCAGAUUAGCAGAUGGAAGAGAGUACAAACUGAGGAAAGGAGACAGGAUUUGCCUUUUCCCAUAUCUCAGCCCCCAGAUGGACCCAGAGAUCCACCAGGAGCCCAAGAAGUUCAAACAUGACAGAUUUCUGAAUGCAGACGGGACAGAGAAGAAAGACUUUUUUAAAGAUGGGAAGAAACUUAAAUACUACACAAUGCCAUGGGGAGCUGGGAAGAACGUAUGUGUUGGCAGAUCCUUUGCUAUUAGUAGCAUCAAACAGUUCAUCUUUAUGGUUCUGACCUGCCUGGAUAUAAGGCUCUGUGAUCCAGGGUCUCCGAUGCCGGAUAUUGAUGCAGGUCGCUAUGGGUUCGGAAUGCUGCAGCCACAAGGUGACCUUGAGAUUCAGUACAAACUGAAAAGCCAUCUCUAACGGCUGGCAAAACAGCAUGUCACCUCCACCAUUGCUAUCACUUUCAGUAAACACUCAUCCAAUUCAGGGUCACAGUGGCCUGGAAGCACAGGGCACAAGGUGGGGUACACCCUGGAUGGGACAUCAGUCC